This is a messenger RNA of Notechis scutatus (mainland tiger snake), 3046 nucleotides long. The record is from RefSeq and is a predicted model, not a curated record. NCBI's taxonomy places the organism in Eukaryota, Metazoa, Chordata, Lepidosauria, Squamata, Elapidae.
GCGGGCAGGGUCCGCGCCGCUGGCGGAGGGGCCGGACUGCGCAUCGCGGUCGCCGGGUCGGGGCUGCUGGGGUGCUGCGUCUGCCCGGCGGGGCGGCCCGCCAUGCUACGCCGGCGAUGUCCGCGGAACAAGAGCCCGGCGCGCCGCUCAAGAGGCCCCGAGGGGUGGACGGCGGCCUGGAGGGUUUGGCGGGCGCCGGGCUGCAGUUGGGCAGCCCCGAGAAGAAGCACAAGGGCGGCGCACAGGGCGCCCCCUUCCCCGCACCUCCCUCCGAGUACGCCCCGCCGGCCAACCCGAGCGCCGAAUACCUGAUCGCCGUCAACCCCUUCGACGACCGCUACGCCGCCGCCGCCUAUAAGCCCGUGAGGGGCCCCUACUUCGCCGGCCCCGUGUACCCUGCCUUCGGGGGCUACAACGCCUUCAGGAUGCCGCCUCAUCUGCUGCCCCGAGUGGCUUCUCCCUGCGGGGCUCCCGCCUUCCCGCUCCGCCACCAGCCGCCACCCUUUGGCCAGAGCCCGGCGGGGGCGGCCUUCAGCAGGGCUCCGGCCGUAACCUUCGGGCCGCCCGAGAACGCUGCGGCCUUCGGCCACCAGCUCUACAGCGCCAGCCAAGCCCUGCCCGGGCCCGGCCAGCCUUUCCGUCCCAACCAGGGAGAAAACUUCGGCCACAUGCCCUCGCAGAACGCUGGCCCCACGCCUCCCUCCACCGGGCAUUUGGGGGCCGGCCCCAACCCGGCCUUUGGCAGCUCCCUGACAGAGCCCAACCACUCUUACACUCCCGGCCCACCCACCUACUACAAGCAGGUGAAAGCUUUCACGAAGCUGGAGGUUAACAAGCACCAACCCCCAUCCCAGCAGCACCACCACACCUUGCUCAGGUCAGAGGACCCGCUGAGCUCAGGAAGCAGGGAUGUAAAGGCCAGUGGGCACAGGCACGCCCCAGCGGGCACUCCCGAGGGGGUCCUGCCAAAGCGCAUGGAAAACCUGAAGAGUGCCCAUGCGAAUGGGACCCCCGUUAAACCCUGCCUGCCCUGUGGACGUCCCGAGGGAAGCAGCUCCGAGAAGGCUGGGUGGGGUGGCAGUGGCAGCAAAACCCCACUGCACCCCCCUCAGCACGGCCACUUGCCCUCUGAGCCACUUUAUCCAUGUGGGAUUUGUACCCACGAGGUGAAUGAUGAUCAGGACGCCAUCCUCUGUGAAGCCUCCUGUCAGAAAUGGUUCCACCGGAUCUGCACAGGCAUGACAGAGUCGGCGUAUGGUCUGCUGACCGCAGAGGCUUCGGCAGUCUGGGGCUGUGAUAUUUGCAUGGCAGACAAGGACGUGCAGCUGAUGCGCACCAGGGAAAUGGCAGGACUACCAGCCCUGAACACCGAUGCCUGAGCUAAUCCGCUCCCCCCAUGGUUUAUGAAACUCCCAUCUUUCCACACAUUUUGUUAUCUGCCCAAGUGCAUUCAGUUUUCAUCAGAAGAACUUGAGGAAAAGCUUUCUUCUUGAUGGUGAGGUUUAGGCCUACGAAAGGGCUGCUUUUGCAAAACUCUUCACUCUGCUGAUAGAAUGCAGUGGACGAACCAUAAUAUUGCAAUAUAUUAUUAGUACCUGUCAAUCUCUUACUCUGUUUCUGCGCUUUCUCCAGUUGAAAAGGUAGACUGUCCAUCCCAGAAGGAAAACAAAGCAGUUAUUCUUCUACGGGUAUCCCUGGGAAAUGAUUUGUAUGUGAGCUGGAAUUUAUCUAGUGAGGGUAACCUGGCUAGUGUUUUUGAAUUCUGCUAUUUUUAUAGUGCCUAUUUCUGAUCACAUUAGAAUUAUGUGCAGGGCCUUUACAAUAAACAGAUCCAGAUCCAAAAGUUAUCUCUCGCUCUCACUUUCUGUCAGUUUCAAGCAGUCUGUUUUUAAACAAGGGUCCUCAAGAACCAGGUUUUCAGUGCCUGAUAGCAUACAUGCAGGCCUUCUCCCUGAAAUGCCAGGUACAGAGGUGGCCACUGUGGCCAUUUGCUGACCCCCUGGCAGGUAAUAAUUGAGUGUAAGAUCCCAAUCAACAUGGCUACCAGCCAUUGGGGGGGGGGGGGUGUGUUUACCAGCAUGAUUGCAGAGUUUUAUCCUGGAGAUUAGGAUAAGGAGGGACAAUCCUAUAGAAGCAUCUUGAGAGGAGUAGCAGCAACCACAUGGUCACCAUUCAUGGGAGAGGGGCUACAUGUCCCAACCUUCCCUGCAGCCCAGUGGCCAUUUUUUGAAACCAUCUUGACCUCUCAGAUGGGACUUGGAUUUCCAGGUACUUGCCUAAAAACAGGAGAAGUUGGUGGAAAACUGGCACACAUUGCCAGUUCCUUUCUGGAUGGGAACAUAACUCAUACUGUUUCCCUCCUUCUUCUUGAGGAAAUCUGGUGGGCCAUCCCAGGCAGUGGGAAAGUCUCCCGGAUAAUAACCACCACAGUAAUACAGCUAUGUAGAUGAAUCCAAAAUUUGAUUGUGACCAUACAAUCUGGGAAUUCUAGAAUCUCCAUUGAACAAAUGGCAAAUGCCUUCAUGGCUAUGAAAAUAAAUCCAAUAAAAAAAAUGAAAUGAACAAAUAAACACCACACUAAGCUCUUUUUUUCAUUCCUUGUUUUGGAGAUAAAUCAGAAUGGAUCUGUAUUUCUGGUCUGGAAACAAUUGGAGCAAAAAUAAUAAUUUGGACAACUUAAUCCAGAAGUAAGUGAUGGAAGUCUAUUUAGAAAUCUAGUAGGUAUCUCGAGGCCUUCUGUUACCAAUUCUAGCUUCCAUGCUCCUGGAAUUUGGGGAAGGACAAGCACUAUCCCUGUUGUGACUAGUUCUCCCCCAUUCCUCGUUCAGGUAUUUCUAUGGCUUUAAAACACUUGGCCAUCUAUUAGCUGGUCCAAAGUAGUCUCGGAGCAGGCAGGGGUUUUGCUGCUGCUGCUGCUCAUUCUGCCCUGUGCUGGGGGAGGCCACUGCUCAACCCCCCCCCCCAAAUGGACACAGAAGCCACCCAAGUUGAAAGAACAUAACUUAUGAACUCCAUCCCUUUUUCUCAUCUGUUUGUGCCCUAAUUA